This is a messenger RNA of Naegleria lovaniensis, 3789 nucleotides long. RefSeq lists its product as uncharacterized. The transcript has a single exon. NCBI's taxonomy places the organism in Eukaryota, Heterolobosea, Eutetramitea, Acrasida, Naegleriidae. Gene Ontology annotation, biological process: phosphorelay signal transduction system; protein autophosphorylation. The record is from RefSeq and is a predicted model, not a curated record. Bases 1 to 3789 code for a protein of 1262 amino acids. Gene Ontology annotation, molecular function: histidine phosphotransfer kinase activity; phosphorelay sensor kinase activity.
AUGAUUACAAGUGAGGUACCCUCUACUCAAGCUCCUCGUUGGUCUCCAACAGAAUACACGAUCAACAUUCGAUCGUUCUUUCUUCAGAAAAGAGAUCGUAUUGUUUUUCUCUCGCUUGUAAUUAUUGCUCUCACGUUGUUGAUACCUUUGUGUAAUGAUUUUAAUAUGUAUUACUACCAUAAUGAGAAUUUACAUCAACCUCAAGAAUUAUCACAUAGUGCGCAUGGAAUCGAUGAUGCCUCAUUACUCUUUGAAGAAUCGAUGAAUGAGCAGCCCGUCGUAGGAAAGCAACAAUCAUCUUGUUUCGAGAGCAAGCCUGUAGAAGAGACAAUUCGAAAACCAGCACAACAACAACAGGACGCAAAAAGCUUUCCUUCCACAGCUACCUCUGUUUUGGGUUCAUUCACAUCAAUUAACAAUACCAACAAACGAGUGAAAAGUUUUCAGAGUAGUGCUAGUCCCUCUUCGCCUUCGUACAACACUACCUUAAUGUUUUCCUUGGAACCCAUCAUUCAACACCUUUUGAUCAAGUACACUUUCAAAUUAAUCCUGUACACAGCCCUACUUGGAGCCUAUUGGAAAUUUCAUAAUGUUAUGAAUUUCAUCUUUAGAAAUGUGACCACUUUGAGAACUACCUCUCAGUUGCCUAAUCCAUCCAUGUUCAUUUCGUUCCUUCUGAAACUCUCACUCUCCCCUCGUACUAUUCUUCUUCUUUCAGAAACGACAAGGUGUGCUGGCUCCACUCUUUGGGUCAUGUGUGUCCAUUUGGUUCUUGGAAAACAUUCACCUGCGUAUCUAUGGAUUUUGGUCUAUGCCUGUUUGGGAAGUGUUGCUAUGGAAAUUUCUCAUUCUGAGGCGUCCUCAAUAUCAACCCAUUCGACCACCUAUAUAACCAUGUCCUUCAUGGUGAGUGGAGAUUUAUUUAUCAUGAUCUAUUUCUUGGACCAUCCGUUGGGGGAAUGCUUGAGUGUGGCUGUUUCUGUGCUCAUUAUUCAAGUCAUGACCAUUGAAUUGAUAGAUUUUAUGAGGAAUAAUUCGAUUGCUUUUGUACAGAAACGAGAAGUAGAAAAUCUCAAACGUAUGAUUCAUCUCUACAAGAAUUUGUAUAUGAGUGCUCCUGAUACUUUUAUUUCGUGUGUGUAUUGUCCUCCAACCGAUCAGGAGGUGGGUCUCUACAGAUAUGAGAACAGUGCUCGUUCCACUUCUGGAAAUGAAUUGUUGAGCAAUGAUCCUAAUAGUGGUUUGGGUACAACACAAAAGAAAAAGCUUCUCCCAAUUAGAAGAGUAUCAUCCUCCUCAGAUCCAUGUAGCAGUGGAAAAGGAGCAAACGGCUGUUGUGAGGAAGCCUUGGAAGAUCCGCUUAAUACCAAAAAAAAAUACGAUGAAAAUACACCCACCGAGUCUUUUAUUCAAGAUGAUGAGACCCAAUCACGUUCAAAUUCAUCCUCCCUCUAUGAUGAUCCGUAUCAAUGUUUGAUUCAUUUCAAAGUCAUACAAUACAACCAUGCUGCUUGCGACAUGUUGGGUUAUCAAUCCGAUCCAGUCAGUAAUAACACUAUUACUAGUACAACAAUAUCGAACACUGACAGCAGCGGUGGAGCACAGAAUCCAUCAUCUAUGGACGCAGAAUCCCUGACUCUUGCAGAUUUGAUAUUGAAUCCCAAUGAACGUUCCAGCGAGGAGUUGAAAUCAGCAGUUCUCGGAGGAAAUGAUGCAACCAUCCAUGAAUUACAACUCAAAUCCAUCACUCGAUUGAGAAAUAUACUAUUUGAUAUCUUGGAUGGAAGUGUUCACUCUGCAUCACCCUACUUUCAUGAUCGAAUCAUUCCGCUCUUUAUUUUAGGAAAGAAUGGAAGUAUCAUGACUUGUUCCAUGAGUGUGUCGAGAAUUGUCUUGUAUGAUUCUCCCAAUGCUGUUUCAACUUCUCCUCACAAGCCUACUGCUUCCAUCUAUCCCGUCUAUUACAACAUGAUACUUCAUGACUUGACUCAAAAAUACAAAUUAUUGGACGAGUUGAAUAUUGAAAAGGAAAAGGCAGUUCAAGCCAAUAAUGCUAAAAGUCAGUUCUUGGCUCAAAUGUCUCACGAAUUGAGAACACCAUUACAUGGUAUCAUUGGUUUGGCCGAUGUCUUGUUACAAUCUCCAACCUCUGCUCCACCAUUGGCCUCCUCUUUCAUCAACAAUUCCACUUUCAUCAAUCAUUCUUUAUCUGCUACACCACCCUCAAAUGCUUUUUAUGAUACUACUAGUUCGACGGCAACUGAAUCUAAUAGAGUCUUUAAAAAACAAUACUCUGUCUCACCCAUUGAAACCAAUCAAGCACAACAACAACAGUACACUCAAUUUAUUAAUACCCUUCAAACUAUCAAGUACAGUGGAUAUAUUCUUCUAGCUUUGAUCAAUGAUUUAUUGGAUAUCUGUAAAAUUGAAUCCUCCAAAAUUCAGUUAGAAUGUAAGACAUUUAAUUUGAGAAGGGCAUUGAAGCAUAUUCAUUGUGGCAUCUUCCAACACCAAGCUCAACAAAUGAAUUUAAAUUUCAACAUUGAUAUUAAUCCCAAUGUUCCAACCAAUGUGAUUGGUGAUGAGAAUCGAUUGGUACAAAUUUUAAUUAAUUUGGUGUGUAAUGCCAUCAAGUUUGCAGAUCAGGGAAGUGUGUCAUUGAGUGUUGAGAGAGAGGAAGAAGAAGGUAUGGCUCAGGAAGGAUCCAAUUCCAAUACUGCUCCUGAGAAUAAUGUCAUGAGUAAUUCUGCAACACCUCCGUCAGAAAAUACCAUAUCAAAAAGUGAAUAUUCAAUAAGUAUAUGUAAUGCAACACCUAACAUUCAAGAAUCUUCUCAAAAGGAGCCUCCAUCUUCUCCUGCACUUGGCACUCCACACUAUUACAAGAUCAAAUUUAAAGUGAGUUACACUGGAAUUGAUAUUUCACACAAUGACAUGUGUAAAUUGGUAAGACCAUUUUCACAACUGCAUGGAAGUAUUUCCCGCCCAGGUUCUACCAACGACACUCUCAAGAUGAAAAAGGUCAAUGAAGGAACACGUUUAGGUCUCUAUAUCUGCAAACAAUUGGUCGAGUUGAUGGGAGGAGAAUUGAACGUGAAAAGCGAAAAAGAAAAAGGAUCAUGCUUUUAUUUCACUGUCAAAUUAGGAAUGGAUGAGAGUUCUAAUAUGUCUAAAGACAGUAGUUUGCAACAACAUUCAUCCGUGCAAUUACCUUCCACUUCACAACACAUGACUGAAGCUCCUUCAUUGACCAAACCCGCCAACGAAAAUUUGAAUAUUCCUGGACAACUUUCAAAAGAUGUCCUAUCUAAACUUAAUAUUUUAAUUGUUGAGGAUAACUCUAUUAACAGAGUCGUACUGAUCAACAUGUUGAAGAAGAUGGGAUGUCAGAACAUUGACAGUGCUAAGGAUGGUGUUGAAGGAUGUGAGUUGUAUACAUCAUCAACCUCACAACAAGAUCAUAAUGGUUCAUCCAAAUAUGAUAUUGCUUUUAUUGACCUCUACAUGCCUCGAAUGAAUGGCUAUGGAGUGGUUCAGCAUAUUUUAGAAUCUGAAUCAAAAGAAACAGCCGUUAAAACAACCUCUCAAUCACCACAGGUACAAGUAGAACAUCAACCUCGCCGACAUCAUACUAUUUUAGUGGCUCUGACAGCAAACGGAUUUGAAGAAACUAGAAUUCACUGUCUUUCAAAUGGUUUUGACAUUUUUAUGAGCAAACCUUUCUCCAUGAGUGAUUUUUCACAAUGCUUGGCUCAGUGUACAAAGCUCAUGGAGAAAUAUAAUGGUUAG